Messenger RNA from Mercenaria mercenaria, 1042 nucleotides. RefSeq names its product enoyl-CoA hydratase domain-containing protein 3, mitochondrial-like. The transcript has 7 exons. The coding region runs from base 119 to 1042 and encodes 307 amino acids. Gene Ontology annotation, cellular component: mitochondrion. The record is from RefSeq and is a predicted model, not a curated record. Gene Ontology annotation, molecular function: hydro-lyase activity. Lineage: Eukaryota; Metazoa; Mollusca; Bivalvia; Venerida; Veneridae.
CUAAUCUUUAGACUCUACCAUCCGGUACGGUACGGAAUACUAUUUUAGACAACCCUUGUACUGAUAAAAAGGGAAAAAAACGUAUUUUAUGGAUAUAUGAGAAAUUCUUCAAGUACAUAUGGCGAGCUCAGUUGUAACGAACUUAAGCAGGAUUUUAAAUCACCAGUCAAAAUCUGCAGUGAAAAGAUUUUCAACAUGUAUAUUGCUGAGAUCACAGGAGGCUAAACAGUACACACUUACACAAGAAGUUGAUGGCAUUAGAACUAUCUGCUUGAAUGAUGUUAAAAAAAGGAAUGCAUUAUCAUUAGGUAUGUUGAAAGAGCUACAACAAAACAUAUACAAAGACUCGGAGGAUCUGCGGGUUAUCAUUCUAACUCACAAUGGACCAGUGUUUUCUGCAGGACAUGACUUAAAAGAAUUGACAAGUAAAGAAGGUAGAGCAUAUCACAUGGAAGUGUUUUCAACAUGUACUGCUAUGAUGUCAUCUCUCCAAGAUCUUCCAGUCCCUGUGAUAGCUUCUGUUUCUGGUCUUGCAACAGCAGCAGGGUGUCAGUUAGUAGCAAGUUGUGAUAUUGCCAUAGCAACAGAGAAGUCAGCUUUUGCUACACCAGGAGUAAAUGUUGGCUUGUUUUGUUCCACACCAGCUGUGGCAGUUGGAAGGUCGGUACCUAGAAAGGUUGCCAUGGAGAUGUUGUUUACCGGGCAACCAAUCACUGCUCAAGGUACAUCUAAAUCAUCAAUUAUCUUUCCUAGAAUUCCGCGUUACUGUAUUAAUCUUUUAUACUAUGAAAUCAUUAACGUUCUUUUACUAGAAUAUUUUAACUUUCAGCAUUUACUAAAAAUCUUUAAAGGUGGAUACAGCUGGGCAGAGCCACCAACAAUUCAAGCCGGCUGUAUGUCUUGCUCAAAUGAUGACCCAAGCAGCGAUGGAAACCACAGAGGUGGCAGUAAAGGAUUUGAACUUAGGAACCAUUUAAAACAUCUUGACAACUCUGAUCCUUUUAAAACAUUACUGUCUGCUUCAACUGUGAUGUACAUUUAG